AUGUCCAAUUCUGAACUGCCAUCACAUCACGUCCGUGCGAAGCUCUAUGUCUCACACUUUCUGUCGACAUGGAACUCUCGUCUGUUUGAAUUCGGCGCUGUCUUGUUCAUUUCAAGAAUCUUCCCCGGUACCUUGUUUCCUGCUUCUAUCUAUGCUUUGACUCGCUCUGCUUCUGUCGUCGUCUGUUCGACCAUCAUAGGUCGUCUGAUUGACCGCUCUGAACGCAUGCAUUUGAUUCGUUUGUCAAUCAUCGGACAAAGAGCUGCGACUGCGACAUCAUGUGCCCUGUUAUGGCUCCUGUUGUACUCGGGAUACACCUCUCUUGGCUCCUGGUCUGCAAAGGCUGCUUUAGCACUUCUCUCCCUUCUUGCUUGCGUCGAAAAGCUCUCGUCGGUAAUCAACACAAUAUCUAUCGAACGAGACUGGGUUGUCGUAAUAUCACAGAAGAAUGCGGACGACCUGCAAGAGCUCAACUCCCAAAUGCGCCGUAUUGACUUAUUCUGCAAACUGGUCGGACCUCUUGCCAUAGCCUUGGUCGAUGGCUUUUCGACCAGCAUAGCUAUCCUCGUCACGUUCUGCAUGACUGCAGCCUCCGUAUUCGUCGAAUACUACGCAAUCGCAAGAGUCUACCACCGGGUCAACGACUUGCAGAUACGUCCCACAGCUUCGCAAGACUCCAAGGCAAACAACGAUAAUACCAUUACUUCAGGCACAAGCCGCCGUGGUCGUGAAACCUUCCGAACAUGCAUCUCCUAUGUCCAGCAUCCGGCGUUUCUCCCCUCCUUCUCAUUGUCGCUGCUCUACCUCACCGUCUUGACUUUUGGUGGCCAGAUGGUCACCUACCUCCUUUCAGUUGGAUUCAGUUCGAUCUCAAUCGGUCUUUUACGCACUGUAUCCACAUUCUUCGAGCUGUCAUCAACAUGGCUUGCACCGAAGGCUAUGCACAAGAUUGGUGCCAUCAGAUGCGGAAUAUGGUUUCUCAACUGGCAGAUUGUCUGGGUCGUGAUUACUGCGACUAUGCUCUGGGUGGAGCUCCCACCGAAGUAUGCUGUUGUGGGUCUGCUCGCUGGUACAAUUGCCAGCCGAGUUGGUCUUUGGGGCUUUGACCUGUCUGCACAAGUCAUCGUUCAAGACGCCGUCGAGUCUGAUCAACGAGGCUCCUUCUCGGCCAUGGAAGCGUCGGUUCAGAAUACCUUUGAGCUCUUGUCUUUCGCUUCUACUGCGGUUUUUGCUCGUCCUGAUCAAUUCAAGAUUCCUGCUGCUGUUAGUGCUUCGGCUGUUGUACUGGCUGGGUUGCUGUAUGCCUUUUUUGUUCGUCAGCGAAGAGGUCACUUGUUCCAUGCCUCCCAGUGUAUGCAGCGCAAGGAUCGAUCGAAGUGGCAACCAUUGGCUCAAGACGAAGAGAUUGAGUUGAGUUGA
Molecule: messenger RNA, 1419 nt
Organism: Aureobasidium subglaciale EXF-2481
Lineage: Eukaryota; Fungi; Ascomycota; Dothideomycetes; Dothideales; Saccotheciaceae
Exons: 2
Coding region: 1-1419 (472 amino acids)
Biological process (GO): iron ion transmembrane transport
Cellular component (GO): membrane
Molecular function (GO): iron ion transmembrane transporter activity
Source: RefSeq, a predicted model, not a curated record